ACAGCGGACACAUACGGCAGGUGAACUCGCUGAAGCCAGAGGAAGCCACACAUACAGGUGACCAGUUUCAUUUGACUGCAGCAAGAGGUCUCACAUUUCCAGUCACACAGAGGAGGAUAUCUCUGCCCCCACCUUUCACUUGUUUCUGAACCGAUGACUCCCCUGUCACUCAACCUUGCCACCUAGUGGAGCUGUGAGGGUUCGACUCCCUCCUGGUCAACAGUAAUCUUCCAGACAACUAUACCUCCCUCAUCUGGGGAGAUGUCGGCCCUGCAACAUUUCCCUCAGAUCCAGUUUGUGUGUCACCUGCUGGAGACCAUACAAUAAGAACCAUCUUUGCACCUUAUCAAAAAAUUAAAGCCUUCUUUCCAGCUUCAUCUACAAGUUCAGAAGUCUUUCUGUAAACCAGUUUUUUUUUGACUGACAUACGUGUGACAUACAUCCAUGAUCCAUGGUUUCAUGGUGGAGUUAAUGGUGCUUGAAAGUAAGAGACAGUUCUGAUCCAGCCAGAGGAAGAUUUAGCCACAAAGGAGACUCUGUUAACGAGACUGAAACAACAGCAAAGCCAGAUGGAACUAUUUUCAAAUGUUACAUCAUCUGCUGCUACACCAACAGCAUCACAAAAUGACACUUUAAUAACCCAGAGGAGCAGAUAUAAGUCUCACAACUGGGAGUUCUUGGUGGCCGUCCUGGCCACAGCCAUCUCUGUCUCUAUCAUCAUCGCCAUCCUGGCUAAAUGUCAGGUGGUGAGGCGUUACCUGGCCAGCUACAGGCACACACGGCUGAGGGACAUAGACACUGUGAGCCAGUUUGACUCAUCAGGCCAGGAGGUGGAGUUUGCCAUGCAGAAUGGACGUGGAAUAAACCCUCACUGCCUGCCCCCUGUAAGCGAGGAGGACGACGACGGCUUCAUCGAGGACAACUACAUCCCGGCCAGCGAGAGGGCGAGGGCCGAGAGAGCGGCGGAGAACAUGGAGGACACAGACGACACGGAGGAAGAGAUGGAUGAGAUUGAGUUUUCCAUCGCUUAGGACGACUGCAGCUCCACUCCCUAUAAUUCUUUAUUUUUUUCUUAUUCCUAUUAUUGAUCUAAAACUGGGAGCUUGUUGAGCAUUGGUUGAGUUUAAGAAAGCUUAAAAAUGUACAACCAGUGCUCAAGAGCACCUGCAAUAAAUGACUGAUUGCAAGGUGCAUUGUAAAGGCAGUAGCUGUCAAUGUGCAGCCUGAUGAUCCAUUAUAGAGAGUUGUAGAUUAAACUAUUGAUAAAUCAUAUUAGUCAUGCAGUGAGAGACUCGUGCAACAACAGUAAAAGUCACAACAUGUUCUUUUGUUCUGGGUGAAAAUUGGUUGAUUUUUUUUACCUGAAUCAGCAUUUUAAAAAAAAUAUCUAUUUCUAAGACUUAAAAACACUUGGGAUGAUCUUUUGUAAAUAAAGCAAUCAACUCUGUAUCUGUUGACAGUCGUUGGUUGAGUUGACUGGUUGACCAUAACUUGAUUUGACUGCACAGGUUGUGCAAAAAUAUAUCAGCAUGUUUUGGAAAAAUAACCACAAAACAGGAACAUUUCAAGUUUGCGCGCUGCAUGUCUUGUCAUUGUCACAUGAGGUUUAACUUCAGUAUGCAUGGAUGUGUAAAAUGUUUGAAAAGUGUCAAAAUCUGAGUAGUAAGCAGCACAUUGAUGCUCUGCAACAGACAGAUCAAUAGCUUUACUACCCAAACAUUUUACUUUCCAUCUUUUGAUCUGGCAUUGUUGCAACAUCAGUGUGAUUUCUACAGUACAGACUGUCCUCAGAAAAGGUAUGACUACAGUUACAUGAAAAAUGUAGGCUGGCUCGUUCAUUGUAAAAGCGUUAGCCUACUUGUAAUAACUUUCUACUUUACUGCUAUUUUUGAGAAACACCACUGUAUUGGGGCUGUGCAUGAAUUCAGCACCUCUACUGUAAAACAUGUCAAAUUAAAACAGCUUGACAUUGAUACAAAAUAAACAGUGUCACCUUUA
This is a messenger RNA of Labrus mixtus (cuckoo wrasse), 1998 nucleotides long. RefSeq names its product chromosome 3 C1orf210 homolog (gene c3h1orf210). The transcript has 4 exons. The record is from RefSeq and is a predicted model, not a curated record. Bases 570 to 1031 code for a protein of 153 amino acids. NCBI's taxonomy places the organism in Eukaryota, Metazoa, Chordata, Actinopteri, Labriformes, Labridae.